This is a messenger RNA of Maniola jurtina (meadow brown), 2766 nucleotides long. It is a transcript of the gene Su(Tpl), whose product is annotated as RNA polymerase II elongation factor Ell. The transcript is spliced from 13 exons. NCBI's taxonomy places the organism in Eukaryota, Metazoa, Arthropoda, Insecta, Lepidoptera, Nymphalidae. Bases 221 to 2092 code for a protein of 623 amino acids. Gene Ontology annotation, biological process: snRNA transcription by RNA polymerase II; positive regulation of transcription elongation by RNA polymerase II; transcription elongation by RNA polymerase II. Gene Ontology annotation, molecular function: cis-regulatory region sequence-specific DNA binding. Gene Ontology annotation, cellular component: transcription elongation factor complex. The record is from RefSeq and is a predicted model, not a curated record.
UCAGUGCGGCCUUGCAGACUGAAGAGCGCUGCCAACAAAGGCCGAGUCGAUGGGGUUACAAAAAAUUGUUAAUUUGGACUUAUAAAACCCUUUUGUUAUUGUAAUUAUAAUUUUAUAUAGGUUGUGAAUCUGUGAUUACGUUAAGAAAUGUGUGAAUGAUAUGAAUAGUGACGACUAGCAAAGGAGUCAGCUGGUCCACAGUGCGAAUAGUGAAUAAGAAAUGGCGGCCUUGCCAGCAGGUGUUCAGUAUGCGUUAUCAUCAGAGUCUAGUUAUAAAGAAAACAAGGAACUAGUGUUUGUGAAAUUAACGGAUUCAGCACUGAAAGCUAUAGAAGACUUCAUUAGAAAUAAUAGGGACAAAUUGGCAAAACCUAAAAUACAGUUCCUACCCAAUAAUGAGGGGAAAAUCUCCAUUCCGGCUCCAACAAGUGGCAACGGGUCACCAAGCGAGUCCACAUUUAAAUUCAGUAUCAAUAGCAAUGCAGAAAUGGAGGGUCCACAGGGUUCGUUUGAGUGCGUCCGGGGUGGCGGCGUGCGGCGCUUGGAGUCGUGCGGGCCGCUGCCGCGAAGGAUGCGCGUGCAGGCCAACGACGACUCGUACGAGGCCACCAAGGAUCGGAUGUCCAGAACUAUCGCCGCGGAGCAGAGCAAAUGCACCCGCGUCAUAAAACCUAACCAAACGGAUAUAGGGCGACGAGUUGCGAAAGUUCGCUCGACACAUCCUGCCUACUCAAACGGACCGACUGCUCAGGCUGAAAGGCUCGAAAGGUCGGAAAGGCCCGAUCGGCCCGAGCGACCUGAACGGCCCGAAAGACCCGAGCGGUCAGAACGGACUGAGCGACCUGAACGGCAAGAACGACCGGAGCGGGCCGACAGACCCGAUCGGCCGGACAGAGCUGAACGAGUAGAAAGGCCGGCGGUCGUACCGCCCGCUACCCGCCCGCCAGCCGUCGCGCCCGCGCUUCCUCCCACACAGCCGCAGCAGCAUCCGCAACCACACCCCCAUCAGGCGCAACGGCCUCCGCCCAACCCAGACCUCACGAGGCGGCCUAUAAAAGAAAGACUUAUACAAUUAUUAGCACUGAAACCUUUCAAGAAGCCUGAACUGUACGCGAGACUCAGCAGUGAGGGCUUCAAAGACAAGGAGCGUAUUAUGGUGAACAAAAUUCUGCCAGAGAUUGGCACGCUCAAGGACAAUUGUUACCACUUACGUAGGCACAUAUGGAAUGAUGUUAAUGAAGAAUGGCCGUUCUAUACAGAAGAAGAGAAACGUAUGCUCAAGAGGCGGAAACCUCAAAACUUAACACCACCCCUAAGUAGCGACUCCGCCAACUCAUUAUCGCCGCGCGCGUCCCCCAGCGCCAACAAGCGCAACGGCGCGGCCGCUGACGAUGCGCCGGCGACGAAGAAGCAGCGCAUCUCGCACUACAGGCGGCCCUCGCCGCCCUCCUCCGGCUACGCGACCACCUCCUCCGGCGAGAGGCACGCGUCCGACAACGAAGACGACCGGACAGCGGUGAAAAAGGACAAUGGUUAUACUCUCAACUUCACUACGGUCAAGGAUCUCUGCUCCAGUCCUGUGAAGGCGAACGGUUUUAGUAGAAGUAGUCCCCCUGUAGAGCAAACUAGUAUUACAGUAAAAGACAUCACAAAUACAGAACAUUUAGAAAAUACAGCUUUAACGUCUGUGCCUGAUGAAAACCCGACUGACUUGGUAGAUAUUGAAAGGCAAUACCCCCCAAUAACGAGUUCGAGCACGCGGCGGGCGUACAAGAACGAGUUCGCGACGCUAUACACGGAGUACCAGUCGCUAUACGCGCGCGUGGCGCAGGUGGCGGCGCUCUUCACGCGGCUCGAGCAGCAGCUCAAGCGCGCCGAGCCCAAGUCGCCGCAACAUCGGAAAAUAGAACUUCACAUAGUGGAGGAGUACCAACGCAUGCGUAACGACGCGGAGUACCAGCGCGAGAGGCGGCGAGUCAACUACCUGCACCGCAAGCUCAACCAUAUUAAGCGGAUGGUGCACCAAUACGACCAACUGCGCAACCUGAAACCGGAGCGCGUGGCGGCGGCCAGCACGACGCAGGCGUACUGACACGCGAGCUCGCCGCCCGCCCGCUGCCUCUAGUACACUAACACGCCCGAGCCGAGCCGAGCAGCACACAUGUUGGACUAUUCCCCUAGCUAGCACCGAGUGUCUCCCUGUGGCAGAGCCGACCGCGUCGAAUGUUCAGUGCGAGCCAAAUUGCAGUAUUGUAAAUGUGUGUAUUUUAAAAAAAACGACGGUAGUUUUAAGCUUCCGUUAUCGAGAUUCCUAUUGAUGCUGCCUUAAUUCGGACUGAACUCGGAACACAGUUGAAAGUAUAACGAUUGACUUUUGAAGUAGUAUAUUAUGCGGAUCAGUCGUCGGUGAACGGUUCUGUAUAUGAAGAGGAUGUAUUUACAGUUUGUACACACAUGGGCUUUCUGCUAAUUUGGUGAAUGUUAUAUAUAUUGUUGUUCGGUCGGAAGUCUUUAGUUAAAAAAGGAUAUUGUUAUAUUGCAGCAAAAUACAUUUAGUUUUAUGGUUCUUCCAUUAUUUUUAUACGUAACGGUUAAUUUGAUGUGACCGAUCGAGACACCAAGCGGAGGAAUCUUCGCGUUGUACCGGAUAUGAGGGCCCAUAUUGAAUUUUUAAGAAAACAUUUAUAAACCUAGCUAAUUAUAUUAUUACGUAUUUUCGGACAUUAAACUGUAUUUAAUGUAUAUCAAACUUUAUUUUUUUACCGG